GAAUAAGUUCAUGCUGAAUUUUUUUGGCUGUACCACUUUAUUUGAAAAGAUUGUCAUGCACUUUGUCAUAGUUAGUAAAUUUGGGAAUAUUAAACAGGUUUCAAAAUGAGUUUAUGCGAUGAACAGAGUUCCUGUCAAAAAUGACUGCAUUUCCCAUGAUCCAACUGUGGUAAUGGGGCUGGGCUACUUUCCUAGGACAGGUAGGGCGGGUUUCUAUUGUUACCACAGGUGCUGUGAGGCUGUAAAUCAGAAAGAACAGGAAAAACUGAUGAGAGGACACAAAGAGAGCGAGGAGGAAGGAGAAGCCAGUGGAGACACGUGAGAAAGAUCAGCAGGUGGAUUGGACAGCAAACCUGAUUAUAGACAAGCAUUUUUUUUUUUAAAUCCUAUUUUAUCUAAAGGAAGUUCCCUUUUUUUUGACAGAUAACUAACCAGAACCUGGGCAGGAGGACAAAAAGGAUGUAUUCAUGCUUUCUUUUGCUGCAGGUCAUAAAGUGGGUCAACACCUGAGAAGGAGCUGAAAGGAGCAGCAGAACUGAGACAGUUUUGUCCUUCUGAACGAGCACUGACAGAGGGGAGGGACAGGCUGAACUGGCUGGAGACAUUAGACGGACAGAAUGCUGAGUUAUAAAGAAAAAGCUUUAUUAGCUUUUAUUUAGAGGAUACUGGAGAGGUAAAUGGUUUCUAACCUGUGAACAGUACCAUUUUUACAUCUUGACAAACAAACUUAAACUGGUUUCACAGGCUACAUGCGGACUAAUUCAACUAAACUGACCCUGCUGCUGGAAAAACAGCCUGCUGACCGACUGUAGCUUUCACUGGAACCAGUGGGAGUUCACAUACUUUCUUUCCUAUGACCCAGCAUUUUAAAUUCUUAUUCAAGCAUAAAGAUAACCCAGAAAGUAUAGGAAGGAUCAUUUCCUCCACUCUCACACAUCCAGAGAUAGAGACGCAUCACUCCACUGCAACUCCACCAUGCAGACCCCAGGACCCGAGCACGAUGACUCUUUUGAUUUCCUGUUUAAGAUCAUCCUGAUCGGAGACUCUAACGUGGGGAAGACCUGUGUGGUUCAGAAUUUCAAGUCAGGGAUUUUCACAGAGAGGCAGCAGAACACCAUCGGAGUGGACUUUACUGUACGAACCCUGGACAUCGAGGGCAAGAAAGUGAAGAUGCAGGUGUGGGACACGGCAGGCCAGGAGAGGUUUCGUACGAUCACCCAGAGCUACUACCGCAGCGCUCACGGCGCCAUGAUUGCCUAUGACAUCACACGGCGCUCGACCUUUGACUCGGUGACCCACUGGAUCAAGGAGGUGGAGCAGUUCGGGGCAACCAAUAUAGUAUUGGUCCUCAUAGGUAACAAAUGUGACUUGGAGCCGGAACGUCAGGUUCUGUUUGAGGAAGCCUGCAACCUGGCAAAGGAGAGAGGCGUACUAGCUGCUCUCGAAACAUCAGCAAAGGAGAGUCAGAACGUGGAUGAAGCCUUCAUGAUGACGGCCAGAGAGCUGCUGUCCCGUAACGGCCUCAGUGUCCAGCAGGGAGACUUGGAGAGCACGCCCCGGGUUCUCCUCCGGGCCAACUCUCGGCCGGUUAACGGCGUCGCGGCUGCCUACACGCCACCGGAGAAGAAGUCAUGUUGCUGACACAACAGGGACCGCUGUUGGAGAUUAAGAGCUGUCAGCGGAUGAGGAAGCAGGCGAAGGACACUUUUUAAUCAUGAAUGUUGGAGAAGAGGAACGGACGAUGCAUAGAUGUGGAUUAUGGCCCUCAAGAACUGAGGAUGUUUGAAUUGACGAAGUUAAAGCAAUUAUUGGAAAGUAUUGAAAAAUCAACUCAGUGUACUUUUCUGUGAAUUAUCUGACAUGAGGAGAAUUAGAAGCUUGUUCAUCUGGUACUGCAAAGACAAGAAAGUCAAUGUUUCAACUAGGCAUGCUUACCACUGACAGAAUAAGGGCCAGUGGUGAGUGGUGAUGGGUGUGAUCAGUGUUGUGGUGAAGCUACAGUAAGCCAGUCUCAUUUAUAUCAACUAUAUCUAGAUGUUUUUUGUUUUUGUUUUCUCCUCCCGUUAGUGUCACAUAUGCAGAAACCGCUGUGGGACCGUUACCUAUUGUUCGACUUCGCACUGGCAUAAAUAAUGGAAAUCUGAAUGUAAAGACGAGAGCUUUGAUAAGGCAGUUACCGCAUAAAGGGAGCAUUCCCAACAACCUGCUCACCAGCCUCAGCGAUGUUAACUUUAACACGCCCCAGUCAGUACAAGAUGAGCACAAACAGUUCCGUAUCUGCUUUUAUCUGGAAAUAUUACACUUCUUGGAAUGCGUUUUGUCAAAAAUGCUGUCCCCCAUGCUUCACUAGACCGCCGAUGAGACUUGAAAAUCUGAUCCGAGCUGUGAUCGUCUGCUGCUGCGCUCUGGGUGAAACCAUCCUGGAGAACCUGUUACAAACCAGAAGGCUGUGAAUUAAAAUGUAUUUUUUUGUUUGUCUUUUUUCUACUUUCUCCUGUGAAUGUGUUGUAAAUGGAUUCUUUCAAAUUCUGAUUGGAUCACGUGAUGAAAAGGGUGGCAUGAAGAGUCUUAGAAAAGUUUUGGGCCACCUCAAGCCACCAAAAAAAAAAAAAAAAAACUUAAAUUCAUCUUGGGUGAGUUUCUCCAAGUCUCUUGAACUCUACUGAAAGGAUCAUUUUAAGAGAUAUUCCCUCAUUUUGUGUGUUGAUGAUUGUGGGGUGGGGAUUGGGGAGGGGGGUGUCACCAGUCCAAAAUCUCACCCAACUCGGUUGAGAUCUGGUGACUGUGAAGGCCACAGUAUAUGAUUCACAUGAUAUUUAAACCAAUAAAAGCCUUCAGUGACCUCAUACCUGUAUGUGGGCAUCUGUAUCUGUUAUGUA
Messenger RNA from Seriola aureovittata, 2879 nucleotides. RefSeq names its product ras-related protein Rab-19-like. The transcript is spliced from 4 exons. Bases 976 to 1641 code for a protein of 221 amino acids. Gene Ontology annotation, cellular component: trans-Golgi network. Gene Ontology annotation, molecular function: GTPase activity; GTP binding. NCBI's taxonomy places the organism in Eukaryota, Metazoa, Chordata, Actinopteri, Carangiformes, Carangidae. The record is from RefSeq and is a predicted model, not a curated record.